ACCUUCUUCCUUACAUCUGUCUAUGACAGAGAGGGGAAAAACUGGGUCAAGGAAGACAAGAAGGUGUCUCUUGACCGUCGGCUAUUCCAAGGAUACGGGGUCAAGGCUUUGUCGAUGAAAGCGUUUGACGUGCACGGGAACGGAACGGUGUUCCAAAUGCUGGAUCCGGAAAAGUUUCUUUCCAAAACCAAUGGCUACCUCGUGAUUGGGUCCCUGCCUGUCGUCGACGGCGCUUUCAUGCUCAGCAGACCUUUGGUCCAAUUCAACAGCCCGACGGACCAACUCGCAGCUUUCGUUAUGCGAUACAGGGAAGAGUUUGCGAGGCUGCCUGCUGCCCAGCAACCCAAACGGCGCCAGGAUCAGCCGGCCAGAGCGGGUGGAAAGAGGAAGCAAUUGUCGACUGCCCUGUCUUCGUCACCUGAGGUUGUCCAGGCUCUGCCCGCUCCGGUUCCGUCCUCGGAUCGGCAAGGUCGCGAUGCGGCCGAGCAGUCCAGUGAGGCCACAGACUACGACGACGGAGCUGUGCGCUAUCGGGCUGGUCCCCGGCAUCGUUCCCGGAGAGGUGCAGGUGCCUUCGAUGACGAGGAAUGCAAGGGUCAAGAUAGGGAGGGCGGUGGUUGGGAUGGGGAGGGCGGUGGUUGGGAUGGGGAGGGCGGUGUUGAGGAGGGGGAGGGCGGUGGUGAGGAGGAGGAGGGCGGUGGAGAGGGGGACGACGGUGACGAAGGAGAUGCUGAAGGUGAGGACGAUGGCAUGGACGAGGAGAAAGACGAUAUUGGUGAGGAAGUCGAAGACAAUCGCUCCUCCCAAUUUCACCGUAGCCACCAGAACAAAUCGCAGGGGCGCUGUGGGGAUGACGUCUGCCGCGUCGGUAACGCGGUCUAUGCUGGUGGCCAGACUGCAGCCUCCUGCGGAAUGUCGCAAUCCUAUGACCAGACGAAGGAUGGGAGAGACGAACCUAGCUCACGGGGAAGGCGAAAUAGGGGAGAGGCGUCGAUCUCUCCUGCGAGUCGAACAAAACAGGCGAGGGCCGACGUCGUCAAUGAAGCUCGCGAAGCGUUGACGGCAUCACAGGAAGCGCGGGCUCCUCGGAAAAUUGGUGGGGGGGGGCGAAGUGGCAGCCGUGGGGGUGGUCGCGGCGGCAGUAGGAAAGGCUCGCAGAGGUCAAGGGCACCUGAGCUGCGGGACUCGGGGGAUGAGGGCGAGGGGGUGGGGUCUCGCAUGCCCGAAGACAUUGAAGAGCUGGUUCAGCACGCCGCGCCCGUGGACACGACACGAUGUUUCUUCCUCGAAUACGCCGAACAGGGCUUCGCCAGGCAAGACGUCCAAGUUGUUAACGCCGACGUUAAUAGGAUCAAACCCAUUCCCCGUGGGAAGAUCCUUUUUAACUACCGUUCGUUGUCUAAGAACAUUGUGAGAGGCAUCGAGAGUGCCAUAGAAAGCUCCAUCAGUGCUGACCCGGGGGUGUGGGAUAGACCUGAGCUCGUUCUUGCGCCGGUUGACCCAACUGUCAUCGUCGGCGGGCAGGGCAGGCGAAUCACGCCGGACGAGUUCUUCCAAAGAGAUUCUGCAGAGUUCGACUGGUACGCUGUCUGCGGUCAGCAUACUGCCGAGGCCAUGAAACCGUUGGUUGCAAAGGACUCCCCCGCGGUCAAAGUCUACGGCCUUCGCACGUACUCUAAAGUGCGAGUCAUUUUUUUCGAUGAUGACCACACACGCGGGUACUUCAAUGUGUCCCUCUUCGACAACACACGGGAGAAUCGCGCCAUGAUGUUAUCCUUCCAGGACGCUGUGCGUGAUAUGCGGCAAUGGUCGAUCGACAACAAUAGGAUCGAGGCACACAAAGCUAAGGUCAACGAGAAGGAUGUCGUCGCCGUUGCGCAUCAGAAAACGUGGCAGAACUUCCUGAGGGUCUGCAUGGGGAAGGCAUGCGACAAGGCGUUCGUGAAACAGGCACUCGACAAUGAGUACAGCAAGGAUUGGAGUAACAAACUUCGCGGGGUACCUGAACCUCGCCACGUCCACCCGCACGGUUUGGCCGCAAGUGGAGAAGUUCUUCGCGAUGUUCGAGGAGGAGAUGGUCCCAAGGGCUCCACCAUGUCCUGGAAGGAUUUGUGUCCUACGUACUUCAAGAACUUCGGGGACAUGACAUGCCGCGAGAGAGAAGUCGUGUUACUCCUGCUCAUGUCGGGGAAAGUGGUGGCAACAAAAGUGAGAGUCACGCCUCCGAGGGUGAACACAGAAUGCCUCCUCUACAUUAUGCACAAGGAGAGAUAUAUGGUCCGCAUGUUUAACUACGUCGUGUUUCGCGUCGAGGGAAGGGCAGGGGACGAAUGGAACGACGACUUCUUCAUGUCGUACAAGGACCUGGAAGAGAGGUAUGCUUCAAACGGGUUAUGCGCAGAUGAAUGGGAGAAGCAACGGGAGAAGCUGCAUAGCAACUUAGUGAAGACGAUCCCUCGACGACUUGGAGGAGUGGAGGAGGCAAGGCAAGGUGCGGGCUUGGGGCCUACAGAAGUGAUGUACAAGGAGGCUCCAUUUCACUUCAAGGUCUUUAUAUACACCAUGAUCGAUAAGCUCGAUAUGCUUCGAGCGGAGGUGAAACGGAUCGCCUCCAGUGCAAGCCAUCUUGUGUGGGACAAACUCGGCAGGCAGACCACAUUGCUUCCUGUAUGCACGCGGUCAAAGGAGGUUAUGGCGGCGCCCGUCGACAUCGUCGCAGCCGCACAAAAAAUAGCAUGUAGGGCCGCCAUCGUGGACAUCUCCACCGCGAAUUUCAGCAGUGCAUGGACCUCGCAGGACUUCGAUGCACUGUACGCAAUGAUGGCGAAGUGUUGUGGUCCAAAUUGGGUCCUCUUCUUCUUUGCACCGCAGAAUGUGCAAAGCGAUGUCUUGCGUCAMUUGUACWGUUGGGAGGACAUCGAGCUCAUCCCCRSGUCAUGGAAACGCGUGGACAGGCCGCCGAGCGACGUCACAAGGUACGGCAACAUCGCUACGAGCAGUCGGGACCUGAUGGCGAUCGUGCUGCACGCUGAAGGAGGGGAUCUGAAAAAAGUAACUGUCUGUUGCAUACUCCAAUGAGUAUGGGCAGAACCGAGGAUCAACCAAUGUAGGGUGAGCAUAUAUGCAACGGAAGUC
Messenger RNA from Chara braunii, 3135 nucleotides. The record is from the annotation of a GenBank genome assembly. NCBI's taxonomy places the organism in Eukaryota, Viridiplantae, Streptophyta, Charophyceae, Charales, Characeae.